UUUCCUUUCUUUCAAUUUCAAAAUUGUAAAAAAGCUCCGAGGUCGCGAGGGUUUAGCAAAAAUGGAAACUGCAAAAGACACCGUACACCACGACGUCGUUUUAGAGGCCGACGGCGACGACGAUACGCCGGCGCUAAGCUCUCACGCACUAGAAGCACUUAAAGAGUUCCUCGCGGAACAGAACGGAGCACUAGCGGAAGCUUCGUCAGCUGCGGCGGUGGAGCAACAGGCGGAGGAUGACGUGGCGCUUGUGACGGAGGAUUGGCGGCUCAGCCAGUUCUGGUACGACCGCGAAACAGCUGAAACUGUCGCCGCUGAAGUCCUCGCUCUUUGCCGGUCGAUUGAUUCGCCGGCGGUUGCUUGCAUUGCUUGCCCCACGCUUUACGCUUACCUCAAGGUAAGGUAUUUCAAGCUUUAUUAUUUCAAUUCUACUCUUACAGCGCAAAAUAUCUUGCUUAUAGUUUUUUUCACAGUAAGUAAAACCGAUAAAGCACAGUAA
This is a messenger RNA of Nicotiana tabacum (common tobacco), 499 nucleotides long. The record is from RefSeq and is a predicted model, not a curated record. NCBI's taxonomy places the organism in Eukaryota, Viridiplantae, Streptophyta, Magnoliopsida, Solanales, Solanaceae.